Messenger RNA from Patiria miniata (bat star), 1977 nucleotides. RefSeq lists its product as uncharacterized. The transcript has 3 exons. The record is from RefSeq and is a predicted model, not a curated record. The coding region runs from base 641 to 1810 and encodes 389 amino acids. Lineage: Eukaryota; Metazoa; Echinodermata; Asteroidea; Valvatida; Asterinidae.
UGCCCUAGCUAGCUUGUGUGUGAUGCAGGCAUGGUGGGGCUUUCUCCAUGUGUGUGUAUGCAUGGGCAUUACACAGGCCUGAAUUACAUAUGCCAGGCUAGACUGCCUUGCCCUGUGUGUACAAUUGUGUAGGCCUGGCUUGUUAUCUUCCAUGCAGGGCUAGUAGGCCUGUAUGUAGGGAAGGGCAUAGUGCACAGCUAGUUCCCGCCAUUACUGCUCACGUGUAUGUCCUUGUGUCAGUAGUGCUUAUCCGUGUGUCUGGCUGUGCUCUUUUGUAACCAAUUCAGUCUGGUUUGGCUGGUGUUUAAGCCCAUACUUAUUUUAUAUCCUGCACCAGAUUUUGCUGGAUGUUUUGAUUUGGACUUGAGUGUGGAUGUGCUAAUAUUCAGGAUUUUGAAAGAGACAUUUUGGUUGGGCGUCGGUUUUCAGAAGUACACCCAAUGUAUUGUUAAUGUUUCCCUGUGUAAGGCACAGUGCAUACAGGACUCUGCUGUUGAAUUAAGCCGGAAUAAGCAAUGCAUAUGGCCUGGUAGACAUUCGCGAAAGACUGGUUGCAGUAUCAUAAUCAGCCUGUAGAUUUCGAAAUCCUGCACUUAGUGUUUUGAACUUAAGCUGCGCCUUUGGCGGAAUCGCAGUCAUCAUGCGGGGUUCGGACAAGAAGACGCGCGCCGAUAAUUUCAGUGAGGAGGACAAAGGCUUGCUGUUGUCACUGAUCGCGGACCACGUGGCUGUCCUAGAAUGCCGUAAGACGGAUCACAAGAACAACUCGGCCAAGUACAAGGCUUGGGCGUCCAUCUCCAAGAAGUUCCACCGUCAGGCUUCGCACCCACGAAACUUCACCCAAAUGAAGGAUCUGUAUCGUCGCCUCAAGCUGAAAGCCAAGAAGGAAGUGGGUCUGUGGCUGAAGGCUUGUGCCGAGUCCGGCACCGGUAAACCCCUGCCUAGCUCCCAGGCAGUCCAGCCCGACGAUACCAGCCUCUGGGUUUACGACCUGAUCAAACCGUACAAAGAAGAACUGAACCCCGAGGAUGAAGAACAGGAAAAACUCCUAGCCGAGGCCAUCAAAGAAAGGGAUCUGAGUGAUUCUUUCCCGAAGACUGAUGAAGAUGACGGCGUUGACGAGGAUCACGAUAAUGACAUAGUUGUUGAACCUCCUUUGGACCCUGAGGUGGAGGAUGGUGAAGACAUAGAUGAGGAAGCUGAAGACAGUCCCGACGUCAGGGUCAAGGAGGAGCCAGACUUUGACUACAUCCCUCCCGUGGUCAUCAAAGCAGCCGCCGAGACACCCAGCGAGGUGGUGGAGGUCACGCCUAAGCCACGCCCAGAACGCAGCUGCGUCAAGACAGCUAGCCGGCAACGCUGGAGCCCUCCAACUGCACCCAGCACCUUCACCGAUCCUCGCCGUGGUCAAAAGCGCAGCCACCUGUGGGAUCCGGUUGCCAAGCGGCGUCGCGUCUUGCCUGCAUCGGAGCUGCGACGAAGCAGCAACGGCAUCCCACCAAGGCAGUCCAGGUACAGCAGCGUCUUCAACCGUCGCAGUCCCUGGGGCAACACCAGCAGCAUCUUCAGCCGUGAGCCGGCAUCAGUGUCCAACAGGCACCAGGACCCUAAGGAAGACUGCAUGGAGGGAAUGUCUGCCUAUGAAGAAGCCAUGUUCCAGCUUGCCCAGGCCGAACACAAGGCUAAGAUGCUGGUGCUGCAGACCCAGAGGAGGGCGGAGACUGCUAAAGAGGAGGCAUACAAGAUGAUUUGGCAGAACUCACAGCUGCAGCGGGAUCUACUGCAGUUGCAGUAUGAGAACGUGCUGUAGCAUCUUUACACCGAGCCUAGCUUGCCGCAAUAGACUGAUCCACUGAGCCCCGACCUGUGAUUUUUUUUACCAAUCACAACCAUUAUGUCCAACAUGCGUGGACAAUCGUUGGACAUGAAUGCACAAUGACGCAUCCAGUUAGAACUUGUAGUUUGGCAUUGGACAGG